Rattus norvegicus (Norway rat) is the source of this 7368-nucleotide messenger RNA. It is a transcript of the gene Smg7, whose product is annotated as SMG7 nonsense mediated mRNA decay factor. Gene Ontology annotation, cellular component: nuclear speck; nucleus; cytosol. NCBI's taxonomy places the organism in Eukaryota, Metazoa, Chordata, Mammalia, Rodentia, Muridae. The record is from RefSeq and is marked validated.
GGAGGAGAGGAAGAUGGCGGCGGCCGCCAGCACCCGCGGGGCCGCGGGGCCGCUCCGAGGAGCCUGAAAGACCCACGGAGGCUUCGUGGCGAGACGCGGCGGCGGAGGAUGAGCCUGCAGAGCGCGCAGUAUCUCCGAGUGUCUUAAACCAUUCUACCUUGUGAAAAAUUGGAUGCUCUUACAGAUAGUCAUUGUGGGAGAAAACGUUUCAUUUAAGUCCCAGAUGAGGACCGAAAACUUGAAAUCAGAGGAGCAUCUGAAAUCAAGUAAUAUUAGGCAGGCAGAAGUCCUGAAGGCUGAAAUGACAGAUUCUAAGCUGGGUCCAGCUGAGGUCUGGACAUCCAGGCAAGCUCUGCAGGACUUGUACCAGAAAAUGCUGGUUACUGAUCUGGAGUAUGCUUUAGACAAGAAGGUAGAGCAGGACCUCUGGAAUCAUGCCUUUAAGAAUCAGAUCACAACACUACAAGGCCAAGCCAAGAAUCGAGCAAACCCAAAUCGGAGUGAAGUCCAGGCAAACCUUUCUCUGUUCCUAGAGGCAGCUAGCGGCUUCUAUACUCAGUUAUUACAGGAACUGUGUACGGUGUUUAAUGUAGAUUUGCCAUGCCGUGUGAAGUCUUCCCAGUUGGGAAUUAUUAGCAAUAAACAGACGCACACCAGCGCCAUAGUGAAGCCACAGUCUAGCUCCUGUUCCUACAUUUGCCAGCACUGCCUCGUCCACCUUGGAGACAUUGCUCGAUACAGAAACCAGACUAGCCAGGCAGAGUCCUACUAUAGGCAUGCAGCUCAGCUUGUCCCCUCCAAUGGUCAGCCUUACAAUCAGUUGGCUAUCUUAGCUUCUUCCAAAGGAGACCACCUGACCACAAUUUUCUACUACUGCAGAAGCAUUGCUGUGAAAUUCCCUUUCCCAGCUGCCUCCACUAACCUACAAAAAGCACUUUCUAAAGCACUGGAAAGCCGGGAUGAGUUGAAAACCAAGUGGGGUGUUUCUGACUUCAUCAAGGCCUUUAUUAAAUUCCACGGUCAUGUAUACCUGAGUAAGAGUUUGGAAAAGCUGAGCCCUCUUCGAGAGAAGUUAGAAGAACAGUUUAAGAGACUGCUGUUCCAAAAAGCUUUCAACUCUCAGCAGUUAGUUCAUGUCACUGUCAUUAACCUGUUUCAACUUCAUCAUCUUCGUGACUUUAGCAAUGAAACAGAGCAGCACAGUUACAGCCAAGAUGAACAGCUGUGUUGGACACAGUUGCUGGCCCUCUUCAUGUCUUUUCUUGGCAUCCUGUGCAAAUGUCCUCUCCAGAAUGAUUCUCAGGAGUCCUACAAUGCCUAUCCCCUUCCUGCAGUCAAGGUCUCCAUGGACUGGCUAAGACUCCGACCUAGAGUCUUUCAAGAAGCUGUAGUGGAUGAAAGACAGUACAUCUGGCCCUGGCUAAUUUCUCUUCUCAAUAGUUUUCAUCCCCGUGAAGAUGAUCUCUCAAGUACUAAUGCCACACCACUUCCAGAGGAGUUUGAACUACAAGGGUUCCUGGCUUUGAGACCUUCUUUCAGGAACUUGGAUUUUUCCAAAGGCCAUCAGGGUAUUACAGGAGACAAAGAGGGUCAACAACGGCGAAUACGGCAGCAGCGUUUGAUCUCCAUAGGGAAGUGGAUUGCUGACAACCAGCCACGGCUGAUUCAGUGUGAAAAUGAGGUAGGGAAAUUGUUAUUUAUCACAGAAAUCCCAGAAUUAAUACUAGAAGACCCCAGUGAAGCCAAAGAGAACCUCAUCCUACAAGAAACAUCUGCGAUAGAGUCACACGCUUCGGACGGGAGCCCAGGACUGAAGUCAGUGCUGUCUACAGGCCGAAGUCCAAGCACCAGCUGUGACUCAGGAGAGAAGCCAGUGGUCACCUUCAAAGAGAACAUUAAGCCACGAGAAGUGAACAGAGACCAAGGAAGAAGCUUUCCUCCCAAAGAGGUGAGAAGGGACUGUAGCAAAGGAGUAACUGUAACUCAGGAUGACGGACAGAAGGACAGCAGCAAGAGGAGAGCUGAGACCAAGAGAUGCACCUUAGGAAAGUUGCAGGAAACAGGAAAGCAGAGUGUGGCAGUGCAGGUAAAAUCCCAGACAGAACUAAGAAAGACCCCAGUGUCCGAAGCCAGGAAAACUCCUGUCACUCAAACUCCAAGUCAAACAAAUAAUUCUCAGUUCAUCCCCAUCCAUCACCCUGGAGCCUUCCCUCCUCUUCCCAGCCGACCGGGGUUCCCGCCCCCAACAUAUGUUAUCCCCCCUCCUGUGGCAUUUUCUAUGGGCUCAGGAUACACCUUCCCAGCUGGUGUUUCUGUCCCAGGAACCUUUCUUCAGUCUACAGCUCACUCUCCAGCAGGAAACCAGGUGCAAGCUGGGAAACAGUCCCACAUUCCUUACAGCCAGCAACGGCCCUCCGGACCAGGGCCAAUGAACCAGGGACCUCAACAAUCACAGCCACCUUCCCAGCCACCCCUUACAUCUUUACCAGCUCAGCCAACAGCACAGUCUACAAGCCAGUUGCAGGUUCAAGCUCUAGCUCAGCAACAGCAGUCCCCUACAAAAGUCAUACCAGCCUUGGGGAAAAGCCCGCCUCACCACUCUGGAUUCCAGCAGUAUCAACAGGCAGAUGCCUCCAAACAGCUGUGGAAUCCCCCUCAGGUUCAAAGCCCACUAGGGAAAAUUAUGCCUGUGAAACAGCCCUACUACCUUCAGACCCAAGACCCUAUAAAACUGUUUGAGCCGUCAUUGCAGCCUCCUGUAAUACAGCAACAGCCUCUAGAGAAAAAAAUGAAGCCUUUCCCCAUGGAGCCAUAUAACCAUAAUCCCUCAGAAGUCAAGGUCCCAGAGUUCUACUGGGAUUCUUCCUACAGCAUGGCUGAUAACAGAGCAGUAAUGGCUCAGCAACCAAAUAUGGACCGCAGGAGCAAACGGUCACCCGGAGUCUUCCGUCCAGAGCAGGAUCCUGUGCCCAGGAUGCCGUUUGAGGACCCCAAGAGCUCCCCUCUGCUUCCUCCGGACCUGUUAAAGAGUCUGGCUGCCUUGGAGGAAGAGGAAGAGCUGAUCUUUUCUAACCCUCCUGAUCUUUACCCAGCUCUGCUGGGUCCUCUCGCCUCUCUUCCUGGACGAAGCCUCUUUAAAUCCUUACUGGAGAAGCCUUCCGAGCUCAUGUCACAUUCAUCUUCUUUCCUGUCCCUCACUGGGUUCUCUGUCAAUCAGGAAAGAUAUCCAAACAGCAGUGUGUUCAAUGAAGUGUAUGGGAAGAACCUGACAGCCAGCUCCAAGGCAGAGCUGAGCCCCUCGGUUGCCUCCUCCCAGGAAACAUCACUGUACUCCCUCUUCGAAGGGACCCCUUGGUCUCCAUCACUUCCUGCCAGUUCAGAUCAUUCAACACCAGCCAGCCAGUCUCCUCAUUCCUCCAACCCAAGCAGCCUGCCCAGUUCUCCUCCAACACAUAACCAUAAUUCUGCUCCAUUCUCUAAUUUUGGACCCAUUGGGACUCCAGAUAACAGGGAUAGGCGGCCUGCAGAUAGGUGGAAAACUGAUAAACCAGCCAUGGGUGGUUUCGGCGUUGAUUACCUCUCAGCAACGUCAUCAUCUGAGAACAGUUGGCAUCAGGCUAGCACUCCAAGUGGCACCUGGACAGGCCACGGCCCCUCCAUGGAGGAUUCCUCCGCUGUCCUCAUGGAAAGCCUAAAGUCUAUCUGGUCCAGUUCCAUGAUGCAUCCUGGACCCUCCGCUCUCGAGCAGUUGUUAAUGCAGCAGAAGCAGAAACAGCAGCGGGGACAAGGUGCCAUGAACCCUCCACACUGAGGCCACAGUAGCGACCCAGGGAAUGAAGGCUCCAUAAACCAUGGCAUGUUGGGUUUGCAGGACUGGCCCACACAGUCCCUGCAGGUGGCAGCCCUCUUGUCUGUUUCUUGCUGUCGAGAGGGUGUAAGUGUUCCACCAGCCCGCUGAGUGUGCACGAAAUGUUCGCAGUGCAACAAAAGAAAAAACCAUCAGGAACUCUCGUUCCCCCGGGGCUUUCCGGAGGGAGAGAGGAGCUGCUGUUUGUCCCACUCGGUUACUGAUAGCACGCCUCUCACCUUCUCCACCGCGCAUGUCCCCAACACGUGGGAAGUGGAAGCUGAGAAGGGAAGGCAGAUGGGAGAAGCCAAUAGGAACUUCUCAGUCCUUUUUUCCUCUUUGGGGAAUAAAAUAGGAAUCCAUUAUGAGUGCUUUGCUGACUGAGAAUGUAGUUGAAAUUAUUCUUAAACAUCUUUUAUUAUUACUCUCAGUAGCAAAAUAUCACACUGAAUUCUUCCAUACACAGGUGUAUUUCUAGUCAGUGUGGAGCAAAGACAGUCCCGUUUGCUGCUCCUGUGAGAGGUCAGUAGUGACAGGACAGGGAACUGACCUCUUAAGCCAGUGGGAGUGUUCCAUAAGGGAGAGGACAAGGCCUCUUGGAAGGUUCUGGUAGAGGCCUUCCUCCAGCCUGGAAACUCCAGCAGGAAAUGCCCUUCACUCUGUAGGUGCUCGAGCCCCAAUCGAGGAUGCAGUGUGGGUGGUGCUGCUGUGCUAGACCAGCAGAUGGCUGCUGUACGAUUUCAGAUUAAUGUUGUUGAUUCCUACACUUUGCAGUAGCGUAGCAAGCAGUCUCAGAAGGCAGGCUAGUCCAUUCAUGGCCUGGAACCCAUUUUAAUAGGUGGAUGCUUUCAGUGUGGUUCUUUUCGUUGAGUUGGUUUUUGUAUCCCCAUCCUGCUUCCCAGCCUCUUGCACCAGUCUCCACCCCUUUAGCCAUAUGCUGUACCGUAGUCAUUGUUUUUUCCCUACCUUGUACAACAUCUCACCAAGAAACAAACAGCAGCAUGGGGCCAGCACUUGGGGCCCAAAAGCCGGUCUGAAGAGGAAGGAAGCAGAAGUGCGAGCAUCGCUGCAGAGGAGCCGGGCUCUGCCUGGUUACAGGCUCUGCCUAGUUACAGGCUCCUGACCUUCACCUCAAGGAUGAAGUUGAAGGCUAUGGGGACAGAUGCACACUGUGCACAGAAGAAAACACAACAGACGCCACUUUGGAGAGGGCAAGAGAAGGAAUAAACUCUAUUUGAUAUUUAUUAGGAAAGAGGACUGAAGAUGUUCUGUGUAGGAACAGAAGGACGGACAGCAUUUCUGUUAGUCAUUUCCUGGAAAAGUAAUAUUUUAAUGGGAAAUUAUGGAAACAAUCUAAAAUGUCCAAUUGCUGUGCUAGGGUAGGGAUUAUUUUCUGGGAGGUGUGUGUGUGUGUGUGUUCUCGAGUGUGUGUAUGCAUGUGUGUGUCCCCACACAUGGCUGUCUACUCUCCCGGAGGGCGUGGGCUACAUGUGGGAAUUAGUGUGGAGCAUAGCUGAAAGACCGCUGUAGAGCAAGGCACAUCCAGGAGCCCAGGGUGCCCCUGGGUCAGGGCAGCACUGAGACGGGGUGAGGUGUCGCUCACUGCUCUUCAGAAGGAGCACUCAAGGCCCCAGGCUUCUCUAGUGCUCUUUUAGUUUGACGUGGUAUUGGGGUUUUUGUUUUGUUGGGUUUUUUGUUUUGUUUUUUUUGGGGGGGGGGUUGGUUUUUUGUUUUGUUUUGUUUUUGAAAAGUCUGAAAGUGAAACCCUUCACUCAAUGGCAAGAAACCGUCUGUGCUGCUCCAGUCCCUCCCUGUGUCAUCCUUGUCCUCUUCCUGUCCCUUCCCUGCUACACCUUCACCCAGUUUGUGAUGUAGGCUCUGCAUUCAGACGCUGCAGCAUUCCAAUGUUGGAAAUGUCACUGGUCCUUGCACCUUAGACCAGCCCCUCCCAGUAGUGCCCACUUCCCAUCUAUAGCCCCAGUCUGCAUGAGAACUCGGUGUUUGGAAUGUCUAUGACUCAGCAGGGCUCCUCGCCUUGCCAUCCUCACUGUGGGUAAUGACGGAGGGGAGGAGAAUCUUCAUCAACUGGUUUUGUGUAAUAAACUUUGGUGUUUUGUUUUGAUUUGAUUUGAUUUGGGGUUGGUUUUUUUUUUUUUUUCCCUGUCUGUCUGUGCAAGAUCUGCAGCUGCUGAAAUCAGCUUUGCCUUUAAUUAAACCGUGUUCUCUCCAACCAGAUAUGUGUGUGGAGUAUUUAUUCUACCAGAAGGAUACAGAAGUAAAAGUACAACUUUAUAGUGAACUUAGAACUUCAACUGCUCACUCCUCAGGAAAAGGCAAAGAUGGUCACAGCUAGGUAGACUUGGAGAUGAAUUCUGCUUUUCUUAGCAUCCAGUGACUUGUUCUAGAAAUGCUAGUUAAAAGUGGCUGUCAUGGACUUCUGUAAAAGCUAGAACAGUUCCUAUUUGUAGCUCAUCAGGAGGCAAUUCAGAGAUAGUUGAUCUUUGGCCUAUAAAAUUCACUGACUCUGAUUGAAGCCACCAGAGAUGGCUGUUUUAGUUGGGGUGGUUUCUCUUCUGUUUGUCCGAAGUUUCCAAAGGCAACUUGAAUAGUGCUUAGGACCAGGGCUCACACUGGCUUGCUUCUCACCUAGAUUUGAUUCCAUGUAAGAAUCACAUCCCCUCUGCUUUUCACUUGCACCUCUACACACUUGGAGAAGAGCAAAACCAUACAUGUGCUGCAAGGAGGGGCAGGGCAGUAAGGUCCUGAGCUCUAGUGCUUAGGGAUCCUUGUCCCCGGUUAACCUGAAGGAUCACCAAAAUGACAUGGGUCUGGUCAUGUGCGUUAGUCAGUCUUAGAUAACACUUGUAAAGCCCCAGAAUGUCUCUAAAGAGCUGCCUUCGCUCCCUGUGGCUCCAACUGUUAGUGGUCUGUGUUUACUAUUGAACUCUAAUAAAUGUCCAUCUGAGAAGGCCUUGGGGGCUGCCUUUCUAAGAGUUCCAUUCUCCAUUGAACUGGGUGGUGUACUUCAUGGGAACCUGAUUCAGUCUGCCUUGCUUUAAUGAAACUUAAGCUUGUUUUCUAAUGAGUCGUCUGUGUUUGCCCUCAGGAUUACAUGUAAAUUUGCUUUAAGCUUCUGGAACCCAAGCUAUAAUAAAGGAAGAAUGUUUUUUCCACAUAGCUGUUGGGCUUGAACACUUGAAUAGUGGGUAUCCUAUUUUCAUAGCAGAGAGGUAACACCCAUUGGUGUGCAGCCCUGGGAAUCUGAAGUUUUAAUAGAUUCACGUAGCCGACACACACACACACACACACACACACACACAAAUUUUUCCCUUUCAGAAAAUUCGUCUCCCCCUUCAUCUGUAAGGAAGUCUUCUGAGUUGUCAUAUUACCAUGUGGCAGAUUCGGUUUUAAUAGAGAAAUGUUAAUAAGUUAGUCUAGAUUUCCAAUGUGGUUUCUCUAUAUAGCACACAGCAGAGAUGAGUAAGUCUUGCCCAAAAAAAAAAAAAAAAAAAAAAAAAAAA